Messenger RNA from Ceratotherium simum simum (southern white rhinoceros), 2155 nucleotides. It is a transcript of the gene THBD, whose product is annotated as thrombomodulin. The record is from RefSeq and is a predicted model, not a curated record. Gene Ontology annotation, cellular component: membrane. Gene Ontology annotation, molecular function: transmembrane signaling receptor activity; calcium ion binding. NCBI's taxonomy places the organism in Eukaryota, Metazoa, Chordata, Mammalia, Perissodactyla, Rhinocerotidae.
GCGGCGCCUGCGCUCUCCCCGGGGCCUGCACGCGGCGCGCCUGGACAGCAUGCUCCGGGUCCUGCUUCUCGGCGUGCUGGCCCCCGCUGGCCUGGGGCUCCCGGCGCCCACGGAACCGCAGCCCCACGGCAGCCAGUGCGUCGAGCACGACUGCUUCGCGCUCUUCCGGGGUCCCGUGCCCUUCCUCGCCGCCAGCCAGGCCUGCGAGCGCCUGCGGGGCCACCUGAUGACCGUGCGCUCCUCGGUGGCGGCUGAUGUCAUCUCUCUGCUACUGAGUGGCGACGGCGGCGACAGCCAGCGCUUCUGGAUCGGCCUGCAGCUCCCGCCCGGCUGCAGGGACCCGGGGCACUUCGGCCCCUUGCGCGGCUUCCAGUGGGUUACGGGCGAUAACCGCACCAGCUACAGCAGGUGGGCGCGGCUCCACCGCGACGGGGCGCCUCUCUGCGGUCCGCUGUGCGUCACAGUCUCGGCGGCCGGGGCCGCUGCACCCGGCGAGCCGGCCUGGGAGGAGCAGCAGUGCUCCGCGGAGGCCGAUGGCUUCCUCUGCGAGUUUCACUUCGCAGCCUCCUGCAGGCCCCUGGCUGUGGAGUCCGCGGCGGCCGCCAGUGUCUCGAUCACCUACAGCACCCCGUUCGGGGCCCGCGGCGCGGACUUCCAGGCGCUGCCGGUGGGUAGCUCCGCCGCUGUAGGGCCCUUCGGAGUGGAGCUGGAGUGCGCGGCGCCGCCCGGAGAGGCCGAGGCGCGCUGGAGCCAGGAGGCGCCCGGCGCCUGGGACUGCAGCGUGGAACAGGGCGGCUGCCAGCACAAGUGCAACGGGAGCGCCGGGGCGUCGCGCUGCCUCUGCCCGGCCGACGCCGCCCUGCAGGCCGACGGGCGCUCCUGCGCCGCGCCUGGGGAGCACUCGUGCGACCAACUCUGCGAACACUUCUGCUACCGCACCCCGGACGUGCCCGGCGCCUACUCGUGCAUGUGCGAGACGGGCUACCAGCUGGCUGCCGACCAGCACCAUUGCGAGGACGUGGACGACUGUACGCUGGUGCCCAGUCCGUGCCCGCAGCGCUGUGUCAACACUCAGGGCGGCUUCCAGUGCCACUGCUACCCCGGCUACGACCUGGUGGACGGCGAGUGCGUGGAGCCCGUGGACCCAUGCUUCGGGACUCAGUGCGAGUACCAGUGCCAGCCCGUGGGUCAAAAUGGCUACCGCUGCGUCUGCGCCGAGGGCUUCGCGCCCACCCCCAACGACCCGCACAGGUGCCAGAUGUUCUGCAACCAGACUGCAUGCCCAGCUGACUGCGACCCCAACAACCCAACUACAUGCCAGUGCCCGGAGGGCUACAUCCUGGACGAGGGCUUCAUGUGCACAGACAUCGACGAAUGCAACAAUGGCUACUGCCCCGACGCGUGCCUCAACCUCCCUGGCAGCUACCAGUGCAUCUGCGGGCCCGACUCGCCCCUCGCCGGCCAGGCUGCCACUGACUGUGACCCCAAGGUGACCAACGGCGGCGACGAAGACGGCGGCUCUGGGGAGCUCCCAGUCAGCCCGACCCCCGGCGCCACCUCGAGCCCCUCGCCUGUAAGACCCAUGCAUUCGGUCGUGCUUAUUGGCAUCUCCAUCGCGAGUCUGUCUCUGGUGGUGGCGCUUUUGGCGCUCCUCUGCCACCUGCGCAAGAAGCAAGGGGCCCUGCGGGCCGAGCUGGAGUACAAGUGUGGGGCCCCAGCCAAGGAGGUGGUGCUGCAGCACGUGGGAACGGAGCGGACGCCUCAGAAACUCUGAGGGGCCUCCCUCCCCGGCCCCAGGUGUGGGCUUGGCCUUUGCCACCCUUCUGUGCCCGCCCCCCGCCCCCAGCCUUACUCCCUGGCUACCCCAAAGCACCUUAGCUGGCAUCAGAACUGAAGAAGACCCUCCCCACCUUCUUCUCUGAUUCCACGCAUGGCUGGGGAGGGGGAAUUGGAAGGACUAUGCGCCCCAGCCAUUUCCAUGACGUCAUCGGACAACUGGGCGAGAUGGUCGUUUUAUGAUGAAGACACAGACUCCAAAGUGUCCCGUGCCCUCACCAAGGAGGGGUGAGCGUUAUGGUUGGCAGCCUUUGGGGCAGACUGUGAUCUCGUGGACUAGUGAGUGUAAUGAAGUCAUCAAUAAUGACCAAGAUAUUUA